Molecule: messenger RNA, 692 nt
Organism: Guyanagaster necrorhizus
Lineage: Eukaryota; Fungi; Basidiomycota; Agaricomycetes; Agaricales; Physalacriaceae
Exons: 6
Coding region: 32-577 (181 amino acids)
Source: RefSeq, a predicted model, not a curated record
CUUCUCUCUCCCCUCCUUCCUCUCCCAAGAAAUGGCUACCCCUUCUGAUGACAUCUUGUCUUGGACCAACCAGGACCCCCGCGAAAGUCAGUUGUUCAACUCCUGGGGCGUCCUAUAUCGAUUUCAGACUACCGUAAGUCCUAACGGACAGAGCGUAACCACGCUCUGGCGGUCCAUCCGAACGAACAAGGAAGACCGCGUCGCCAAACUCGAGUGGGCCGCCAACGGUGGUCUUGGUCGAAUAGUCAUCGGUAAAAACACUCUGCCGAUGUCCGACCUUGUUCUGGCGGACCCACGCAUAUACGGUUCUCGCGUUUUCAAUGGUCCAGAUGGUCAGCAAUACCGGUGGCGCCCUAGUACUACCAGCUCGGACAUCGUGCUCCAAGAUGCAAAUGGCGCCGUUAUUGCCUUCUUCCGCUCUACACAUCCAACACGGUACCAGAUCGGCGAUGUGUAUUGUGAACUGCACUUUAUACGGACGGCAGGGUCAGGAACAGUGAUGCACCCACCAAUCAUGGACAUGGUCACUGUGACUGCUAUGCUCUACCGCUUCUGCGCGAUGUUCAACCUGAAGUAGCAGCCAGACAUGAAAUACGCAAGGAGUGUUUAGUUCCAAUAUCCCUUUAGGUUCAUGAACAGUGUACCAUAUUCUAUGUUCGACAGUUUUGCAUAAUUUAUGAUUUUCAGACAAA